Archocentrus centrarchus (flier cichlid) is the source of this 3553-nucleotide messenger RNA. RefSeq names its product G-protein coupled receptor family C group 6 member A-like. Gene Ontology annotation, cellular component: plasma membrane. The record is from RefSeq and is a predicted model, not a curated record. Lineage: Eukaryota; Metazoa; Chordata; Actinopteri; Cichliformes; Cichlidae. The annotation marks the transcript as partial. The transcript is spliced from 6 exons. Gene Ontology annotation, molecular function: G protein-coupled receptor activity. Gene Ontology annotation, biological process: G protein-coupled receptor signaling pathway.
GUACUGUACCUGUGUGGUUCCACAAUGUUCUUGAUGUGGUUUUUUGUCAUGAGUGUCUUUCACUCCUCUUUAGGGGAGAAUAGUUGCCUCCGUGCAUACUCUCCUGGGGAUAUCAUCAUUGGAGGACUUUUCCCUAUUCACUUAAAAACCAACAGGACUGAAACUCCAGGACCUGUCUCCUGUAGUGACUAUGAUUUACAAAUGUUCCUGCGCAGUCAAGUGAUGAUCUAUGCCAUCCGAGAAAUAAGCCUACCUGAUAUCACCAUAGGCUACGACAUCUAUGACACUUGUGGAGAUGUCAGCCUCGCCAUAAUGGCGACUCUCGAGCUGCUGAAGAACCAGUCAGACCCACAAAGCUGUUUACUGCCAGCAGAACCCCAAACAAAAGUGGUGAUCGGGGAAACUUCUUCAGAAGUAUCGAUAGCUGUUGCACGAAUUGUUGCUCUGUCAUCAGUUGCCCAGAUUAGUUAUGCAUCGACCAGUGAGUUGUUAAGCAGGAAGUUCAAGUUCCCCACUUUUCUGCGAACAGUGCCUAGUGAUGAAUAUCAGACAAAGGGUAUUGUUGAGCUGGUGAAGACAUUUCAUUGGCAAACAGUGUUCAUUGUCGGAAGUGAUGAUGAAUACGGGAAGUACGGCAGUGACGGCCUUGUGAACACUUUCAGUGAAACAAACGUCUGCGUUGAAGCUGUUCGCAUCUUGUCUGCUGAUUUUGUGAAAAACGAUUCCCAGACCCAAAGGAAGCUGAAUGAACUACUGGGAGACAUCAAAAACUCCUCCGCUGAGGCCAUCAUCCUCUUCACGAAGGACUCCAAUGUUAAAAUCAUCCUGGAAGCAGCUAUUAAAGACAAAGUCAACAGAACUUGGAUUGCAAGUGAUUCAUGGUCCAACUCUCCUAAGUUGUCUGCAAUGCCAGGAAUUGAGCAUAUUGGACAAGUUUUUGGGUUCAUCUUCAAGCAGAGUGAGGUGCCUGGCUUUAAAGACUACGUCAUGUCGAUGUUUAAUGGAACUAAAAAUGACAUUCUCAACUAUCACCUGACACAGUAUCCACUUUGUUCAAAUCAGUCUUUAGAAGUAAAGCAGUGCCUGGACCUAAGCUCACUGCUUAAGGACAUUCACAACUCUGAAUUAUAUAGUAUCUAUUUAGCUGUUCAAGUCAUUGCUGAGGGUCUCAAAAGCUUGCUGAAGUGUGACAACCAUCAGUGUGAACGUAGCUCCAAAUUCACAGCCUCGGAGCUUCUCUCAGAAAUCAAGAAAGUAAACUUUACUGUGAACACAACACAUUUAUUCUUUAGUAAUGGAGAUCCCAGUUUGGGAUACGAUAUCAUAUACUGGAACAUGAGUGGAACAGUCAAACAGGGUGCAAAUAUAGAAUGUAUUGGAGAAUACCAGCCAGAUGGAAAAAUUAAAGUCCCAGUAGACCUUUUGAAACACCUGAUAAAUGAAACGGGCUCUGUUUACAACUGCUCAAAAAGAUGUGAUCCAGGACAAGAACUAAAAAAGGAAACAAAAAUGUGUUGUCCGGUUUGUAUUCCAUGUGCAAGUGGAGAGUUUUCCCCUGGAAACAGUUCAACAUGCAAGCGCUGUGAUGAAUGGCAAUAUUCAUCUGAACAGAGGAAUGAGUGUUUAAACAAAACAGAUGAAUUUCUCCAAUGGUCAGAUCCCUUCUCGAUCAUCCUCUGUUCUCUGGCAGCCGUUGGGAUCAUUCUUACUGUUGUGUUUACUGUUCUGUUUGCAGUCUAUCUUAGAACUCCCAUCGUGAACGCAGUUGGAGGUUAUUUGUGUUUUCUGGAGCUUUUUUCCUUGUUGGCCGGUUUCUGCCUUAUAUUCACCUUCAUUGGCAAACCUACUAAGAGCUCAGACUGUAUGGGUCUGCCUCUCUUUGGUAUAGCCUUUACCCUCUGUAUUGCUUGCAUUCUGGCUAACUUAUUUCAGAUCUUGGUGGGUUUCAACUUUGACCUUCAGAGAGGGUCUUGUAUAAAGAAGCUGAAUAAGCCACUGCUGUUGGUGACCAUCAUCUCUGGGGUCCAGUUAGCCUUGUCUGUGUCAUGGCUGAUCAAAGAACCACCAACUCCUAAAGUGAACACUGACUUUUCAGACAAAACCAUCCUGCACCAGUGUGAGGUUGCGCCCCUUCACCACUUUUUAGCCAUGUUAGCCUACAACGGUUUCUUGGGUCUUAUUUGUUUCAUGUUUGCAUUCAAAGGGAAACAGUUGCCAGAUUUGUAUAAAAAUGCUUCUUUAAUCACCAUCGGCAUGCUGAUGUUUAUAGUCAUUUGGAUCAUCUUCCUCCCUAUUUAUCUGACGUUGACAGGGAUGUACAAACCAGCAGUAGAAGCUGCAGCCAUCCUCACUUCCUGCUUCAGCAUCCUUGGCUGUCACUUGGCCCCCAAGUGUUACAUUAUGUUGUUCAGGAAAGAGCUUAAUCAUCAGAACGCUAUUACUGAGUACAUCAGGAAGCAUUAUGAGCGGAAGGGCAUAUCUGUGGUGCAGUCGUAGUCUCACCUAAACUCUCUGUGAGUGCUAUAAAUAACACUGAUCUGCAACAAAAUUUACCUGCUUUUGAUGAAAUUAUACCCACUGGGUCUUUCUGGCAAUUUAAUAUGUGGUUUGGCCAUAGACUGUAUAUAAAAGAUGAAUGCAGCCACUGGGACAUCACCCAUUGGUUACUGAAGUCCUGCUGUGAAACCUCAAGCUGAGCGUUUUCAUUGUUGUCAUUUUAGCUUUUAUUAUCGCAAUGGCUUCACUUUUCCAACUUGGAAUUUUGUAUAUUUAGCCUGUGAAAUUUUACCACACAAAGAAAAAGUUGAAUAUUUUCUAAGCUAACCACAUCUCAGCUGCAGCCCACCUUCACCAGAAAGUGAAUAAAUGUUUAACUCUUCUUUUGUCUAUCAUCUUUCUGUGGAAUCAUAUAACAUGCAGAAUUUCCCUCACCAAAAGUGGAGCACUGACUUCUUGAGCUGUGUAAUUGUACUAUUAACUGCACGGCAACCCAUAUUAUUUGUCAUGCAAAUAAUGCUCCAGAACGCACAAACAUGAUCCAAAGGUCCGCUUUAGUGCUUCUAAUUAGCUGAGGUGACGCAUCAGUCAAAGAGGCUACACCUCCAACAAUGCAAACUAUUGCCUGUUUGCAUCCAGCUUUUCAAUUGCUGCCAUCUUGUGGCCACAGUUGACUUGAAGCAGGUUUGACUCCCAGCCGCUUGAAUCUGUAACUUAAGUUGUUUUAAUGGCCAUUUGUGUCCCAUUAACAGCAGCUUGAGCUCACCAAGCUGAGAAGGAAGCAGCUUUCUCAGGUUCUCUGCACAUGUGCAUUGUGGAUAAACCGCUGGUCUUUGACAGGAAACCGCCUUGCUACACAAGCUCCUGCUGGCUCUGCUUUCCCUGCUCUGAGAUCAGUUACCACACACACGGCAUGCAUAAUAUUGUAAAUACUCAUAUAGGUACCAGGUCAUUUAUCAGUUCCAGUCACUGGGGACACUAAUAUAGUAGCAGUAGCACAGUAACACUGAUGAUAGAUGUUUGGCCUUAUUUGGCAAAGUUGUUGUUGUAACUUAUA